UUUUUUAUAAAAUGGCGUCGCUCGUAUAAACUCGCCUUGUUUAUAUUACGUUCUACAGAAGAAUAACUUUAACACGAGGUUAUCUCUUGAUAAGGUAACCCGUUUUUUGUUUUUUUUGUCAACACGUAACGACGUAUUAAAUAUAGCCGCUUCACGUUGUCUCUUUGCUAAGCAGAAGUGUUUCUGGAGGAAACGUAACGCUCUUUUCCGUCGCACUUGUUUAGUUGUGACCACCGCCAGGUCGAGUCAUGGAGGAGCCGAGUCAGAGUAACGAUAAUCAGGGUAACGCGGAGGGCAAUGUGGGCCUGGACGAGCCCAAAAAGAUGACCCGGGAAGACUGGAGGAAGAAGAAGGAGCUGGAGGAGCAGAGAAAGCUGGGAAACGCUCCAGCUGAGGUGGACGAGGAGGGCAAAGACAUAAACCCACACAUCCCCCAGUAUAUUUCCUCAGUGCCGUGGUAUAUCGACCCAUCCAAGAGACCUACACUUAAACAUCAAAGACCACAGUUUGAAAUUCAGGAGGAGUUUUCUGCCAUUGGAGAAUGGUACAAAAGAGGAGUGCAAGAGAACAACGUUACAACUAAAUACCGUAAGGGUGCCUGUGAAAACUGUGGCGCAAUGACGCACAAGAAAAAGGACUGCUUGGAGCGCCCCAGAAAAGUUGGGGCUAAAUUCACGGGCACCCGCAUCGCACCGGAUGAACAUUCUCAGAUCCAACUCCACCUGGACUACGAUGGAAAGCGAGAUCGCUGGAAUGGCUACGACCCUGAGGAACACCAGCGCAUCGUGGAGGAGUACGCCAAAGUAGAUCUGGCCAAAAGGACACUAAAGGCUCAUAAGCUUCAGGAUGAGUUGGCUUCAGGAAAACUGGACCAAUCAGAGCGCGAACAUGACAGCGAGGACGAGGAUGAAGAUAAAUACGCAGAUGACGUCGACAUGCCGGGUCAGAACUUUGACUCCAAGAGAAGAAUCACCGUCAGGAAUUUGCGUAUCAGAGAAGACACAGCUAAAUACUUGAGGAACCUGGAUCCAAACUCUGCCUACUACGAUCCAAAGACGCGAGCAAUGAGAGAGAACCCGUACUCCAGCACAGGCAUGAACCCAGACGAAGUGGGGUAUGCUGGGGACAACUUUGCCCGCUACACUGGAGACACCAUAACCAUGGCUCAGACGCAAAUGUUUGCUUGGGAAGCCUACGAGAGGGGCUCCGAGGCGCAUCUACAGGCCGACCCCACCAAGCUGGAGCUGCUUCAUCGGUCCUUUAAGGUCAAGAAGGAGGACUUUAAAGAGCAACAGAGGGAGAGCAUCCUGGAAAAGUAUGGAGGCCAGGAGCACUUGGACGCGCCCCCCCGAGAGCUGCUGUUGGCUCAGACAGAAGACUACGUGGAGUACUCACGUCACGGCGCUGUGUUGAAAGGUCUCGAGAAAGCCAUCGCUCGCUCCAAGUACGAAGAAGACGUGCUCAUCAACAACCACGCCUGUAUUUGGGGCUCCUACUGGAAGGAUGGCUUCUGGGGGUACAAGUGCUGCCACUCCAUGGUCAAGCAGAGUUACUGCACAGGCGACACUUUGAUUGGAAUUAGCAACACAGAGUGUGUUCCAUUUGAAGACGGUAUGAACCAGCCACUGGAGGAAGAGGAGGAGGAACCCAAGACUCUGCCUCAGAUGCAUCAGGAAAAGAUGAAAGAGAAGAAGAAGAAGAAGAAGAGAAGGAAGAAUAAUAAGAACAAUAAGAACAAGAAGCCAGUCUCUGACAGCAGUGAUUCAGAGGAUGAAGAGAAGAAGAAAGAGAAGCUGAACAAGGCUCUGGAGGCAGAAGACAAGCGUGUGAAGCAUGUGGAAGCAAUGCUGCAGGUGGACGAGAGGAAGAGGCCGUACCACAGCCUGCAGGAAGUGAAGGCCCCCACGGAGGAGGAGAUGGAGGCAUUCCGCAUGAAACGAUGCCGGCCUGAUGAUCCCAUGGCUUCCUUUCUCGGACAAUGACCUCUUCUUUAUCCUCGCUUCCAAACUUUUUUCUUCUACCCUUUUAGAGCUGUUGCUCUGUGGAACGGUGUCCCGAACCCAAUUUAUUCAACUGCAAGAAACACCAAGUGUCUCUUAGUUUGGAGCACAUUUUUGGUGAUUUUUCUGUUGCACCAGGACUAAUAUUGGUGGCUGGGCAGUUCAUUUUCUAUAGAAGACACGUUUUUUUUAAGCAUUGUAGUCAAACCAAACUAGUCAUACGGUAAAGUUCCCAUUUCAGUCAAUAUAUUUGGUAGUAUGAUUGGGAUUAUUCAUUAGUUUCACAGACAUUAUAUUUACAUAUAUCCGAAUUUAAGUUGUACUUCUUCCAUUUCUUUGUCAUAUUUGAAAACAGCUCGUCUUUUCCACUUCUUCUCUUGAUGCUCUG
Messenger RNA from Nerophis lumbriciformis (worm pipefish), 2388 nucleotides. Lineage: Eukaryota; Metazoa; Chordata; Actinopteri; Syngnathiformes; Syngnathidae. The record is from RefSeq and is a predicted model, not a curated record.